This is a messenger RNA of Spodoptera litura, 1847 nucleotides long. Its product is annotated as SOSS complex subunit B homolog. NCBI's taxonomy places the organism in Eukaryota, Metazoa, Arthropoda, Insecta, Lepidoptera, Noctuidae. Gene Ontology annotation, biological process: mitotic G2/M transition checkpoint; response to ionizing radiation; double-strand break repair via homologous recombination. Gene Ontology annotation, cellular component: SOSS complex. Gene Ontology annotation, molecular function: DNA binding. The record is from RefSeq and is a predicted model, not a curated record.
CCUAUCUCAAUUCUCAAUCAAUCUGUCUCAAUUCAAUUUGAGUUGAGUUGAACUAUCUUCUUUUUUCGAGUAAAACGUUAUUUUCAGUUUUAUUUCCAAUGACCAUUGAUCUGUUGCCUACAGUUGCGUCGGAGAAUUGUUUGAAAUUGCAGUUAUUCGAAAAACAAUAAUUUUUACGUGUACUAUAAAUAUUUACUGUGCUAACGAAACAAAUCGACCGUACAAUGACUACCUUGCAGUUUAUUCAGAUAAAGGAUUUAAAACCUGGCAUGAAGAACAUAAAUGCAGAGUUUAUAGUAUUAGAGGUAGGUCCACCGACACUCACUAAAGAGGCUAGAGAAGUGCGGACUUUGCGCGUAGCUGACGCCACUGCUUCUGUGAAUCUCUCUGUGUGGGAUGAGCCUGGCGCGCUACUGCAGCCCGGGGACAUCGUGCGUCUCACACGCGGUUACGCGUCACUCUGGCGCUCGGCGCUCACUCUCUACUCUGGAAAGUCUGGAGACAUUCAGAAAGUGGGUGAAUUCUGCAUGCUGUUCAACGAGCAAGUAAAUAUGAGCGAGCCGCAGCCGACGCCGCCACCACCGGCUGCCGGCGCUGCGACUGCAGCUGGGGACCGAUCCAACGGGGCGCACGUUCCACUGCGGCCUCUCCAGGCUCCCUCCGCACCUGCUCCUCCGCACGCUGCUAAGACAGAUCGCUUCGCGCCCGCACAGGACCACACUGGCAAACACACGCACAAAACAUACGUGCGCGGACGCGGCCACCAGCGAGGCAACAACCGGAGGUAGCAGUCACACCUGCCAGAGUUUAGUGCGUUCCAUGAUAUUGGUGCAUUCAUUGUAGUGUGAACCGAACACUGAGCACACAUUCUGGCUUGGACACAGUGCAUCCGCUACAAGGAAGCAAAGACUUAAAUAAAGUGUAAAGUAAAUAAUUUAGUAAGAAAUUUAUUUUUUUUCAGGGAUAUAAGUGUAACCAAUGUGUACUGCAGGUAUGUCUAGUGUUUAUGUACAUCACUAAAAUUGAUUUACCCAUGUUAAGCUAAUGAUGUAAUAGUAUUUGCAUCGAGGGAAACCAACCAAUUGAAGGGUUAGGUCAAUAUAUUACUAUGUAAAAAAUUGAAAUUUUGUUAUGAAAAGCCACUAAGUAAUAUGAAAACACAAACUAGCUUGUUGUCAUACGAGGAAUGUGGCUGCACAGCCUGCGCCUGCAUCCCUUGCUUCAUCUGGGCUAGGAUUAAAAAGUAGCUUCGAGUCCCACUUGUACCAACAGUGUGAAAAACCAUUGGAAUGGUCGCUUAAAAUUAUUAGAAUAAAAUGGAAUAACUUAUUUGCAUUGAAUGUAAGUAUAUAAGGUCUUACAAAGAUAAUUACUUAUGGUGUUAGGCAACAGUAACUUGAUUUGAUUUCUAUUAAUUUUAUUUUAUAUAAGAAUGUUUUACACUGUGCGUCAAGUAGCAAGUAGCAUACUUAUUCCCUAAAUAUUUGCUAGCAAAAUAUGAAAAUUGAUUUAAAUUGAUUAAGGGCAGAUGUUUCCAAUGCCUGAUAACUUUGUCAGAGGAUUGUGAUUUAUAUUUAGUUUGUUUUAAUGUAUUGGAAAGUUGAAAUACAUAAUUAUAGUUAGUAAGGAACUAACCCAAAUGUAUUUUUUGGUAGACCGACAUGAUGUUAUGAUUCAUAAACCAUUUUAUAACACCAUAACAUGUAGGUAAUCAGUCAUGUAUUGACAUGGUUUUUUGAAAUGUUUAUUGUAUGUUAAAUGCAUAGUUAUUUAUUAUUUAAGUAAAAAUAAUAUAAAAGCUAUCAUUACAACUGAAGUGACAGAAAAAUAAACAUGUGAUUUCAAUU